Molecule: messenger RNA, 432 nt
Organism: Miscanthus lutarioriparius
Lineage: Eukaryota; Viridiplantae; Streptophyta; Magnoliopsida; Poales; Poaceae
Source: the annotation of a GenBank genome assembly
AUGGAGAACGCACCAACCGACGACACGUCCAGGCCCAACGCCGGCGAGCACGGCCACGACUGCAAGGGCGGCAGUGGCCGGACGGCGGCGCAGGACAGCGUCCAGAGCGCCUCCGCCGUGACGGAGGUGGGCAGAAGCGGCAAUGCGCCGGCGGAAAAGACACGGCGGCCCAGCGGGGGAGACCUAGACGAUGGCCACGGCGACGACGGCUGGCUUACGGUGUUGGAGAGAAAAGCGGUGGACGACUACUACGACCCGGUGGAAGCAGAGACGAUGGCAGCCAGCGGGGACGUGCCAUCCUCUCCGUUGAGGCUCGCUGCGGCAAGGUUUGGGUGGCUGCUGGUAGGGUUUCUCGCUGGCGCAGCCGCCGCAGUGCUCUUCUUGAUGCAUCAGGAGUCGCCGACGACGUGCACGGUGACAGUGCCAACCUGA